Eucalyptus grandis is the source of this 831-nucleotide messenger RNA. RefSeq lists its product as hypothetical. Bases 80 to 556 code for a protein of 158 amino acids. The transcript has 2 exons. The record is from RefSeq and is a predicted model, not a curated record. NCBI's taxonomy places the organism in Eukaryota, Viridiplantae, Streptophyta, Magnoliopsida, Myrtales, Myrtaceae.
UUCAUCGUCUCAUCAACUCACCCUUCGCUCUUACUCAUUUCCCUCUUCUCUACCUCAUCGACCAAACCAAAGAACAAACAUGAAUCUCAUCCCGAGCUCAGAGCGGGCAUCGCUGGCCACAGCCAUGGCGGUCUGGGGCACGUUUAUCCUCUUUGCCAUAGGCUUCCAAAAGUCGUACUCGACCACCCGCGUCAUAAUCGACCACAUCACGGAAUUCUCAGACCUGGACAUACCGUCUUGCACGAUCUCCGGUGCCGCCAAGAAGAAGAAGAUCAAGAGAGAGAAAGCAAGGAAGACGGCUCGCUUCGAAGAACAUGUUGCAGACCCUGAUUGUUACGAUGAGGAGUUCAAGUUCAUCGCCAUGGAAAUGAUUAUAACGAUGAUGAAGAUAGCGAUCAUCGUCCUUCGCCAUCCACAAAGGAUAAAAGCUCGUCCAAGUUCGGAGGAAUGCCAGCGAACAGAGCAGCACUUUACGAAGCAAUUCUCAGCGAUCGCGUCCGUCACAGAUUGGCCAGUUGUUAUCGAUAAAUUGCUUCUUUAUCUUCACGUGAAUUAAAAAAAAAAAAAAGAUAAAAAAAAUGUCAUGUUUGUAUGAUAUCCGCCAUCAUCAACCAUAAGUAUAUUCCGAUAAAUAUUCUCUAUUUUCUUUGCUUUUUUGUCCCCUUUUGUUCGAUAGCUCUUUUGUUUUUGUUUUUCCGUUUUUUGGUUCUACCUUGUCACUAAGCAAGGAAGUGUUAAGAGCCUGUAGAGAUUGGUAUUAGGGCUCAAUUGUGUAUAUUUGAUGAAUAUGUGUGGAAGCAGGAGGUUUUUUCUUAAGUAAAAAUAUUUUUU